Molecule: messenger RNA, 660 nt
Organism: Lachancea meyersii CBS 8951
Lineage: Eukaryota; Fungi; Ascomycota; Saccharomycetes; Saccharomycetales; Saccharomycetaceae
Source: the annotation of a GenBank genome assembly
AUGAGCAGCAAUCCUGCCUCGUUUCAGAGCAUUCUCGCCGGAGUUCAGAAGCUCCGUGAGGCACACAAUGCCAAUGACGGAAAUUCAACUGAUCCUGAGCCCGCUUUAGAGCCCAGACAACCAAAGUCUCCCCCAAAACCUGCCCGUAAUGGAAGUCGGGAACAACCGGUAGUCAACUCUUUUAAUCAGCAAAAAAAUGGCGAAGAUGCUAUGCAUCAAAUGUCCCAGGUGGAGGAGCGUAAACGCAAGUGGGCUAAGGUAUCUCCCAGUCCCACCAGUGUGGCGACCGGCCAGGGAAAAAAUGUACUUGUUAGUGUGUCGCAGAGAGGAAAUCCACUUCUGAGCAGUAUGACUAACACCAGCUGGCGCUAUGUAUCACCAUCCGGCGGGAACAAAAUAUACUAUGACUAUUGCGUCCAGGGUCGAAACAUAGUGUUUUUGUCCUUGAAAUAUCACAAACUACAUCCCGAGUACAUCUCCAAGAAAAUUCAGCCAUUGGUCAAGCUCAAAAACAACGUGCUGAUAUGUGUUGUCGAUGUAGACAAUUCGGAAAACAUCUUAAAGGACUUGAACAAAGCAUGCAUGUUUAACGGAUUUGCGCUUCUGCUAGCAUUCAGUUUCGAACAGGCUGCAAAAUACAUUGUCUUCAUGAACAAAUAG